Messenger RNA from Brassicogethes aeneus, 756 nucleotides. Lineage: Eukaryota; Metazoa; Arthropoda; Insecta; Coleoptera; Nitidulidae. The record is from the annotation of a GenBank genome assembly.
AUGGAUAACGAACAUAUAUUUGAUAAAUGCGGAUGUUGCCAGUGGGUUUUUGCUAAUAAUUGCCAAAAUUUCAAUGAACAUGAAUGUGUUUCGACCUUCAAUGAAGCAAUUCAUGAGUUUGUUGCCGACGAGCAGUCUUUCAUCUUUAUGGUAGAGAAAUUACCAGAUACGCCUGAUGUGUCAUUACCAGAUACGCCUGAUGUUUUAUUAUCAGAUACGUCUGAUCUGUUAUUAAACCCAAACCUGGGCAAAUUAAAGUGGACACAUGAAGCAAUUAUGUGUCUUAUUAAUUUGUAUAAAAAACAUCAAAAUGACUUCGCUUUAACAAAGUACAAAAACGACAAAGUGUGGGGAUGGAUCUCCAACGAGCUAAAUGCCAAUAGUCUUCAAUAUACUGCCAAUCAAUGCAAAUAUUUGAAAGCCAAGUAUGUACAAAAAAAAGACAAUAUGAAAUCCACAUCUAGUGGUGAAGCUUGUGUGAAGUUUAAGUACUUUAAUGAAUUAGAUGCCAUUUUUGGCACAAAACCCAAUGUUAAACCAGUUGCUGUGGCCUCGAAUCUCGUUCGACGUAAGAGAUUAAGAGAGAAUCUGACAGUGAGCGACGAUAUUUUAAGUAAUGACUAUGAGACUGAAAAUGAAACAGGGAACCAAGAGAAUAAUGCACCAGAUGGUCUGACUGAUAAUAACCCACAGCCCAUAAGAAAAAGACUACGACCUUCCGCAAAGUCAAGAGAGAACGACAUGAGGAAAAUAUGA